Molecule: messenger RNA, 6806 nt
Organism: Pipra filicauda (Wire-tailed manakin)
Lineage: Eukaryota; Metazoa; Chordata; Aves; Passeriformes; Pipridae
Gene: PDGFRA
Product: platelet derived growth factor receptor alpha
Exons: 23
Coding region: 305-3568 (1087 amino acids)
Biological process (GO): protein phosphorylation; positive regulation of kinase activity; multicellular organism development
Cellular component (GO): signaling receptor complex
Molecular function (GO): platelet-derived growth factor alpha-receptor activity; ATP binding; platelet-derived growth factor binding
Source: RefSeq, a predicted model, not a curated record
UUGUGUCUUUCAUUCAUAAAUGUUAGUAAUUCGUCUCUCCCUCUCUCUCUCAGUGCUUCCUGCUCCUGGCUGGCUCACGGCCGUCCAUCCUUCUCUCUAGCCCAAGCCGGAGCUCAGCGGUGUACAAAGGACAGGAGGAAGCCGCGAAUUCGUUUCCAGAUCAAACUCCCCGUCCAUAAACUCGCACUGUGACCGUGGACAUCGAGCUCGGCACCAGACCCACCGUCCUGGAGGGUCUGAGGCUCAUUCAUGAAACUGGGAGCUCUCUGAGUUUUCAUAAAAGUUUUUUUGGUUGUUGGCAGCUAUGGGUACUUCCCCACGGAUGUUCUUGAUCCUGGGAUGUUUUCUUUCAGGACCAUUCUUAACAUUUUGCCAGCUUCCUCUGCCGACUAUUGUUCCCAAUAGGAAUGAAAUGGUGGUACAGCUGAAUUCCAAUUUCACACUCAAAUGCUCUGGGGACAGUGAAGUGAGCUGGCAGUACCCAGUGACCGAGGGAAGUCACAGGAUAGACAUUAGACAUGAAGAAAACAACAGUGGCUUCUUCGUGACAGUGCUUGAAGUAGUAAAUGCCUCAGCUGCUCAUACAGGCUUGUAUGUUUGCUAUUAUAACCACACACAAGUGGAGGAUGGGGAAGUGGAUGGGAAGGACAUCUACAUCUAUGUGCCUGACCCAGACAUGCCUUUUGUUCCUUCUAUACCAGAAGACCAGUUCAUCCUAGUAGAAGAAGGUGAUCCCACAGUUAUCCCUUGUCGGACAAGUGACCCAGAUGCUCAAGUGACUUUAACUGACAGCUUAGACAAGGCUGUGUAUGCUUUAUAUGACACCAAACAAGGCUUCAUAGGGAAUUUUCCUGCGGGCUCAUACACAUGCAAAACAGUGGCUAAAGGCGUGGAGUUCAAGUCUGAUGAGUUUCUCGUCUAUAUUAUAAGAGCUACUUCACAGCUUCCAGUUGAAAUUGAAGCUCUUAAAACUGUCUACAAAACAGGCGAGACCAUCGUAGUAACUUGUGUGGUCUUUGACAAUGAGGUGGUUAAUUUACAGUGGAAUUAUCCCGGGAAAGUGAAAGAAAAAGGUCUGAUAAAACUUGAUGAUAUCAAAGUCCCAUCGCAGAAGCUGGUUUACACCCUGACCAUUCCUGAGGCAUCAGUGAAAGACACAGGGGAUUAUGAAUGUACUGCUCGGCAUGCAACCAAGGAGGUUAAGGAAAAUAAGAAAGUAGUCAUUACAGUUCAUGACAAAGGCUUUGUUCACCUGGAGCCUCAGUUUAGCCCUCUGGAAGCUGUCAACCUGCACGAAGUCAAAAACUUUGUUGUUGAUGUGCAGGCUUACCCAGCACCAAAAAUGUACUGGUUGAAGGAUAAUGUGACUCUGAUUGAAAAUCUUACUGAGAUUGUUACUAGUUCUAACAGAGUCCAGGAAACAAGGUUUCAGAGUGUAUUAAAAUUGAUAAGGGCCAAGGAAGAAGAUAGUGGAUACUAUACUUUGGUUGCUGAAAAUGAAGACGAGAUUAAAAGAUACACCUUCUCCUUGCUAAUACAAGUUCCAGCUCUGAUCUCAGCCCUUGUGGAUGAUCACCAUGGCACUACAGGUGGGCAGACAGUGAGAUGCUUGGCAGAGGGGACCCCACUUCCUGAUGUGGAAUGGCUGGUUUGCAAGGACAUUAAAAAGUGCAGCAAUGACACCUCAUGGACCCUUUUGACUAACAAUAUCUCUGAUAUACACAUGGAAGCCCACCUGGAUGAGAAAAAUGUGGUGGAAAGCCAGGUGACCUUCCAGAAGGUAGAGGAAACCCUGGCUGUGCGAUGUGUGGCAAGGAAUGACCUUGGUGCCGUUACUCGAGAACUGAAGCUUGUGGCUCCUACCUUACGAUCAGAGCUAACGGUGGCUGCUGCAGUCCUAGUGCUGUUAGUGAUUGUGAUAAUUUCACUGAUUGUCCUAGUCAUCAUAUGGAAACAGAAGCCAAGGUACGAGAUUAGAUGGAGAGUCAUUGAAUCUAUCAGCCCUGAUGGCCACGAAUACAUUUAUGUGGACCCAAUGCAACUGCCCUAUGACUCCAGAUGGGAGUUUCCUCGAGAUGGGUUAGUGCUUGGUCGAAUCCUUGGUUCUGGUGCAUUUGGAAAAGUAGUUGAAGGGACUGCAUAUGGAUUGAGUCGUUCGCAACCAGUGAUGAAAGUAGCUGUGAAAAUGCUGAAACCUACAGCUAGAUCCAGUGAAAAACAGGCACUCAUGUCUGAACUGAAGAUAAUGACACAUCUUGGCCCCCACCUGAAUAUUGUGAAUCUGCUUGGAGCUUGUACAAAAUCAGGUCCUAUUUACAUAAUUACUGAAUACUGCUUUUAUGGUGAUUUGGUGAACUACCUGCAUAAGAACAGGGACAAUUUCCUGAACCGACACCCAGAGAAGCCAAAGAAAGAUCUGGAUAUCUUUGGGAUGAACCCAGCUGAUGAAAGCACAAGAAGUUAUGUGAUAUUAUCAUUUGAAAACACUGGAGAAUACAUGGACAUGAAACAAGCUGAUACCACUCAGUAUGUGCCUAUGCUGGAAAGAAAGGAGGGAUCUAAAUACUCUGAUAUUCAGAGAUCUGUGUAUGAUAGACCUGCUUCAUAUAAGAAAAAAUCCAUGUCAGAAUCAGAAGUCAAAAACCUUCUUUCGGAUGAUGGCUCAGAGGGACUCAGCCUACUGGAUUUGCUGAGCUUCACCUACCAAGUUGCACGAGGAAUGGAAUUCUUGGCUUCUAAAAAUUGUGUGCACCGUGACUUGGCAGCUCGUAAUGUCCUCCUGGCUCAAGGAAAAAUUGUGAAGAUCUGUGACUUUGGGCUGGCUAGAGACAUCAUGCAUGAUUCCAAUUAUGUCUCCAAGGGCAGCACUUUCCUCCCAGUAAAAUGGAUGGCACCUGAAAGCAUUUUUGACAACCUAUACACAACAUUAAGUGAUGUCUGGUCUUAUGGCAUUCUGCUGUGGGAAAUAUUUUCUCUUGGUGGCACACCAUAUCCUGGCAUGAUGGUCGAUUCUACUUUCUACAAUAAGAUCAAGAGUGGAUACCGAAUGGCCAAACCUGACCAUGCUACCAAUGAAGUGUAUGAGAUCAUGGUGAAGUGCUGGAACAGUGAACCAGAGAAAAGACCUUCUUUCUACCAUUUGAGUGAAAUUGUGGAGAACUUGUUGCCUGGAGAGUACAAAAAGAGCUACGAGAAGAUUCACUUGGACUUCCUGAAAAGUGAUCACCCAGCUGUCACACGCAUGAGAGGGGACUGUGACAAUGCUUACAUUGGUGUCACCUACAAGAAUGAAGACAAGCUAAAGGACAGGGAGAGUGGUUUUGAUGAGCAGAGGCUGAGUGCUGACAGUGGAUACAUCAUCCCCCUGCCUGACAUUGACCCUGUUUCUGAAGAUGAGCUUGGCAAAAGAAACAGACACAGUUCACAGACAUCUGAAGAAAGUGCCAUUGAAACCGGUUCCAGUAGCUCUACUUUCAUCAAGAGAGAGGAUGAGACCAUUGAGGACAUUGACAUGAUGGAUGACAUUGGAAUUGACUCCUCAGACCUGGUGGAGGACAGUUUCCUGUAACCCCAUGGACGUCUUCCAGCUGUGCAUAGGGGGAAGCUUGCCUUGUCAUCUAUAGACUUCUGCUCCACAGAGAAAACCACUUUAUUGAAACAUCAAGGAUGUAAAGAGGAGGUGGAUUUGUACAGAGGAACUCCCAGUAAUGAGCAGAGGAAUCAGCCUGAGUAUGAAUGAAAGAGACAUGUUGAAGAUGGAUUUUUUUAGUGUUGCUUCUUGCAGUACUUCAGUGGCAUCUCAGUUUUGUUUGCCAUUCGAACUGGUAGGGGGACGAAGGGAAAGGCCACCAACAGACCAGUUUUGUGUUUCAAGGGCAUUCAUAUGACUUUGAUGGAUCAAAUUUCCACUGCAGCAAUAUUUCACCAUUGUAAUUAUGUAAAUAACUGUCUACUCAAGGACCUUUUGGGGUGCACAUUGAACAUAUGUCAUGGAUUUUAGAAGAGAUCACUCGUGAAUUUUGUGUACUUCCUCUCUCAAUUUCAAUGUCAGCUGCUGUUGAACUACCAUGUGAAUUAAAGAACAUGCGAAAACCACUUUUGGACCAAAAAGGUCUAAAACCAUGAGGGACUGACUGGUACUACAAAACAUGUUACUUUUAACCGUUAAUGCAAGUAAAGGGGAAUAACAAUCAUAAUAAUAAUAAUGAUAAUAAUAAUAAUUAAAAGUCAGUCUAUAAUAGGUGUUAGAAACCUAGUAAGUCUUUAUUAACUCUAGAAGGUAGCUGUUUUCAAGAUAAUACUACUACUGUUUUCAGUAACACUAAAUGUAUAUUUUACUAUUCAUUGUCCUUCAGUAAAAGCACAGUUUCAAAAAGCUUUUUGAAGUGCAGGGGAGAAAAUUAUCACCUGAAAAUUAUUAUGAGACAAUUUCUUUUUUUUAAUCUAUACAGUAUGGUAAUUGUUCUGAUUAGCUAAAACUACUUUAACAUGGAGAAAAAAGUUAAGAUUUUGUUUUCUUUCAUAAGCUGAGUAGCUUUUCUAAUCACAUGUACUAGAAGCAUUUAAUUGUCCUCUGAUCGAAGUUCUAAAAAUUUAAAUUGAAAAAAAAUUAUAUCAGCUUUUCAAGAUUCUGGAGAAUAGAAGAUUGUGAUAAACCACCAGCAAUAUCCCAUUAUUAAUGUUUCAUGGGUACUCAAAAGAAAUCUUAUCCCAGGGUUAGCUGUGAAGAAUUUAUUUGAUAUUUGAACUAAGAUAUCUCUCCCAGCCUGGAACUCGAGUUAAAUAAGCAGAAAUAAUUCUGCAGCAAAUAUUCUUUUCUUAGUUUUCGGGUUUAAACAGGAACAGAAAGCUCUCUUAUUUUUGCAGACUGUAACUACAAAAGGUAAUUACUUCCAAGAGUGUAUUUUGGAGGAACGUGUAUGAAAACAAGCCUGUUCUCGGCCUGCAAUUGUUGUUUUUUUGACACCACUUAUAUGAACAAAGUAUUAUGAUUACUGCUAUCACUGUACAAUGUGUUAUUGAGUUAUGAUGCCUUGGAAGACUUACAUGUGAAAAAAGGUACUUCACUGCAAAAGGCCCCAACCUUUCAAACUUUGCCUUAAUUCAGUGUGAGGAGCACCUCCUAGGGUGUGCCCAGCCUCUGUCACGACAUAACCAAUGCAAAUGUGGUGUAAACUCAUUCCUGUCUUGCAGUAUUUUCCUAGGAAGUGUGAAAGACGGACCAGCAGCGACUGACAGAACAUGCUGCAUGUUAAACUACAGUUUAACUUCGAAUGGCCCUGUGAAAAGCUCCACAAGUUCCCUUGGUUUCACUUGUUGUGGACAGUUGUGGGUUAAAUGAAAGCAAAUGUAAUAUUGCCAAUGUUACAGGGUGGAAUGCCACACGAGCAAAUAAUUCUGAGUAUGGGUUUCAAACUGUCACCAGGCUGAGGCCAUGUACAAACUACAGCAGAUGUGAAAACAGGACCUGAAGCAAGCCCCUACAUUUUCAGUCCUGAUGGAAACUGACAAUCAGAAAGAACUGUGAAUGAUGGUGCAUUCUCUAUUUCUUGUAUUCAACAGAUCAGGACCAAGUGUCUUCCUGGGAGCCAUGCUUUAGGCAAACAUGUCACUGAGCUCUGUAUGGAGACAACUGUGAAACACAAGACUCUUGAUAUAGCCAGGACUGGUGAGAUGAUAUAAGGUCUCCCUCCAGUUACGAACUACAAAUUGAGGAAACACAAAUUGUCUGUGGACAUCCCAGAUAUCUGAAUGGCCAAUUGAGACCACAUGUGCCUUAAUUUGCAUGUGUAGUCGUUAUAUCUGCACAUUCAAAUUAGGCAAGCAAUUUCACCUGCAUUUUUGCACAUGGCCUAGUGUUCUUCGGGGUUUGAAAAUCAGCCCUAGCACAUUUUAUUAUAUCAAUUACUGGAAUCUAAGGACAUUUUCACGCAGUCUUGCCUUUUCCCCACCAGUUUCAUUCUGUAUCUCACAGCGCAUCUCAGGCUAGACUCAGAUAGUGGAUGUGAACCAGAGCUGGCUCACUUUCUGGUCCAUGGUAAUGUUAGUUCUCCAUCUUGUCAUGGGUAUUGUGAAGAUGAACUGCAUCUGUGGCAGGGGUCUAGUCAAAGCCAGCUCACUGCAGGCUUGGAAUCAGAUGAGCUGGCCUGGAAACUGGAAUGAGAAGCAGAGGAAGAGAAGGAAUUUACUAGAGAGAAAGAAGUGUGAGAGGAUGAAUUGUUUGAUUUUACAAUAUUAUGAGUAUUAUAGACAUUUUUUUUUAUGGCUUAAUUUUUGAGAAGCCUCUGGAGAGAUAUUCCCAAAACUUCUUCUACGGUAAUUGUAUAACGACAAUCAGUGUUAGCCUAUGAAAUGCAGCUUUUCAUUUGGAAUGGCCAACCAAUUCCUUUAUUGCGUGGUCUGAAACUUGUACAAAAUGGUCCUAUUACAUGAUGAAGGACGUGAGAUAUGGUGAUGUUAUACAUCAAUAUGUAUAUAAGUAUUUUUAUAUAGACUUCUAGAAUACUGCCAAAACAUUUAUGACAGCUAUAUCACUGCCUUUGUUUAUAUUUUUUUUACUGUGAUAUAUUCCACAGGCACGUUAACUGUUGCACUUUGAAUGUCCAAAAGUUAUAUUUUAGAAUAAUAAAAAAGGAAGUGUUUCCAAAAUGAUGGCUGUUGUGAAAUGUUUGAAGAAGGUAAACUGGCCUGAGUGAUGGUAGGCACAAAAUGUAUUUCAAAAAUGCCCCUGUUGAUAUUUUGUCUUUGAAAAACUCUUGUAAAUUAAGAUCUCUAUAUUUCAAUAAAUGAUAUAUAAUUUAAGGAUA